AUGUCUGAUUUAGGACAAUCAAUUGUAUCAAACCAUGAAACAUCGAAAGAAUGUGAAUUUCCGAAUAAUCCGUAUUAUAUAUUAUUCACCACUAUCGUAUCAUUUUAUUUACCAUUAAUCAUUAUGAUUUAUAUCUAUAUUAAAGUGUAUUUGGCAGCUAAAAAACAAGCUUCAGCACUUCGUUCAGGUUACAAACGUCAACGUAUGAUUAAAACAGAAAAAUCAUACAUUCCAAAAUUUCGUUUAAGACAAACUCUAAUUGAGAAAGGAUCAAGAAUAAAAAAACAAGCGAAAAUCUCUAAUAAAAGUGUACAUAAUAAAUCAAAUGUGUUAUUACAGAAUCGUAGAGUGUCAAUUGAAUUAAUAACACUUCGUAUUCAUUGUGGUUCAUAUCAACAUCCAACCCUAGAAUCAAUCAAUCAGAAACAUGAACAUGACAAUACAUUUGUAAAUAAAAUUCUAAAACAAAAUAUACAAGGAAAAAAUUUCUGGAGACAAAUUUCACAAGAUCAAAAGGCUACUAAAUUUAUUGGUAUUGUUAUGGGUGCAUUUAUUGGUUGUUGGUUACCACUCUUUGUUUAUCUUUUAUUAAAUGGUGUUUUUGGUAAUCAGGCUCGUGAUGGAGAUUUGCUGAAAAAAGCUGAUACUCAAAUAACUCCUACUGUUCAAAUCAACUUGAAAACUGAUUCAAAAAUGCCUUUUUUUACAUUAGUUAUGAUUGAUCCUGAUGCACCUCGACGAGGUAAUGAAAUAGCUGGUCCAUGGCUACAUUGGAUUAAAGCUUCAUUCAAAGGAAACAAUGUCAAUAGUGGCACAACUCUCGCUGAUUAUCAAGGUCCAGCACCACCGGAUGGCACUGGGCCGCAUCAAUACAUUAUCUUAUUGUACAAAUCAGCCAAUGGUGAAGUAGCUUCCGGCAGCGGAACCAUUGGUGUAAGUGACUCGAACAAACGUAAACAAUUUCAAUUACGAAACUUUGAAAAGAACAAUAAUUUAAAGUUGGUGGCUGCUACUUCGUUCAUUGUUAGAGCUAAAGAAACGAACAAAGAUGGAAAUCUUUGA
This is a messenger RNA of Rotaria sp. Silwood1, 1062 nucleotides long. Lineage: Eukaryota; Metazoa; Rotifera; Eurotatoria; Philodinida; Philodinidae. The record is from the annotation of a GenBank genome assembly.